CUGUAUGAAACGUGCAAGGAGAAGGGGAUCAGUAAGUCGGGGGCGUUAGUUGUUGUCUUUCCUUAGGCUAACGCGCAGAUCAGCCCUCAUCACCAUCUCGACGCGGGCGUCGCUCAAGAAGUACCACACCUACAACCUCGUGCUCGGCGGCGGCGAGAGCGGCGACCAGUGGGAGUUUCAGCGCAUCGGCACCGAGCGCGAAAAGAUGCAUGUCGAGCGGGAGCUGCAGGAACUCAGGGAGCGCCUGUCACAAGUGGAGAAGUGGAAGGCCAGGCACGAAGAAAUUGAGAAGGAGCUUGCCAAGGUGUGGGUUGAGGGCGGCGACGAAAUUGCUCCCCCGCCGUAUGUUGAGAGGACGGAGGCGAGGGAAGAAAAGGAUGUCGAUCCCAGGCCGGAGAGCGCAGAGGAGACGCAGGACGAGGCAGAAUACCAGGAGGCCCAGGAGGAGGUCGGUGAAACGGAUGUCGAGACAGAGGUCGGUGAUGCGGAGGGUGAUGCAGCGGGUGUUGAGUCGUCGACGGUUGUUGUUUAGGCGUGGCACAGUCCUAGGGAGUUUGGGAUGAUGGUGAGGUAUUUGUAUGGUAUGAGAGGCUUCUGUGAUAGUGAUAAUGUACAUAUGGGUGAUGGUUAUUCGUAUGGGAUGCG
Molecule: messenger RNA, 645 nt
Organism: Canariomyces notabilis
Lineage: Eukaryota; Fungi; Ascomycota; Sordariomycetes; Sordariales; Chaetomiaceae
Exons: 1
Coding region: 210-563 (117 amino acids)
Source: RefSeq, a predicted model, not a curated record